Calypte anna (Anna's hummingbird) is the source of this 4718-nucleotide messenger RNA. RefSeq names its product protein S (gene PROS1). The transcript has 15 exons. Gene Ontology annotation, molecular function: calcium ion binding. The record is from RefSeq and is a predicted model, not a curated record. Lineage: Eukaryota; Metazoa; Chordata; Aves; Apodiformes; Trochilidae. The coding region runs from base 440 to 2437 and encodes 665 amino acids. Gene Ontology annotation, cellular component: extracellular region.
CCCGAAAGUAAACAGCGCCGGGAUCAUCCGGGCCGCCCCGCAGGAAUGUUCACUGCCAGGCGGCCGCUGCCGGGCCCGCUGGGACCCUCAGACGCCGGGGCGGUUUGCGCCCUCCCGCUCGCUGUGCCUGGCGCGCCGGCAGCCGCUCUCGGAGAGGAUGCCCGUGGCUACCGUGGCCGCCGCCCCUGGUCCCCCCUCCCCCUCUGCACUGGACCGCCGCGGAUCAGGCGCGACCCGCCCGCGGUGCUGCCCCCGGCGCCCUGCUGACGCUCCCGCAGGGCAACGCUGACCGGACACGGCCCAGCCUCCCCCGGCUCUCCCCGCUGCCCCUCCCUCCCGCCCUCAGAAGCUCUCCCGGCCCCGCCACCCCGGUCGUCGCUCAGUGGAAGCGCCGCGCAGUCAAGGCGUUGUGCCCGGUCCCGGCCGCCCGCCCGUAGCGAUGAGGCCGGGGGGCAGGCGAUGUCUCCCGCUGCUGGCGGGCCUGGCGGUGGCCAUCGCCCUGGCAGAGGCCGCGACCUUUCUAUCCCAGCAGUAUGCCUCCCAGUUUCUGGUGAGGAAACGUCGAGCAAAUUCUUUUGUGGAAGAAAGUAAGAAGGGAAAUUUGGAAAGAGAGUGCAUUGAAGAAUUAUGCAAUAAAGAAGAAGCCAGGGAAGUCUUUGAAAAUAAUCCUGAAACUGAAUAUUUUUAUCCCAGGUAUUUAAGCUGCCUUGCCUCCCAUCGAGCAGGGAUUUUCAGGGUUACUGCAGUUACUCCAGAUUCUCCAGCUGACCUGAGGGCUUGUGUCAAUGAAAUUUCAAACCAGUGUAGCCCUCUGCCAUGCCACAAAGAUGGGUAUAGAGAUUGCAUAGAUGGACAAGCCAAAUAUACAUGUGUCUGUAAACCAGGAUGGCAAGGAGAGAAAUGUGAAGAAGAUAUAAAUGAGUGUGAAGACUCCAAUGGAGGUUGUAGCCAACGCUGUUCCAAUUUACCUGGAAGCUACCGUUGUUUAUGUGAAGAUGGCUACUUCAUGCAUUCAAAUAAAUGGGAUUGUGGAGAUAUAAAUGAAUGCCUGUUAUAUCCAAACAUCUGUGGGACAGCUACCUGUAAAAACACUUUGGGGAAAUACAAAUGUGAAUGUCCAGAAGGCUACACGUAUAAUUCAACUGCUAAGAAAUGUGAAGAUAUUGAUGAAUGUGCUGAAAACGUUUGCGCUCAACUCUGUGUAAACUCUCCGGGAAGUUACAGCUGCUAUUGUGAUGGCAAGAAAGGGUUCAAGCUCUCUAAGGACAUGAAGAAUUGUGAGUCUGUAACUGCCUGUGUCCCGCUGAACCUUGAAAAGAAUUAUGAACUGCUUUACCUGGCAGAGCAAUUUAUAGGAAUUCCCGUUCUGUACUUAAAGUUUAAAUUGCCAAAUGUCACAAGAUUUACAGCAGAAUUUGAUUUCCGGACAUACGAUGCAGAGGGAGUUCUACUGUAUGCAGAAUCCCUUGACAAUUCAGCAUGGAUCUUGCUUGCUCUUCGUGAUGGAAAGAUUGAGAUUCAAUUCAAGAACGAGUUUGGAACAAAAGUCACCAGUGGAGGAAAAGCCAUUAAUGAUGGGCUGUGGCAUAUAAUAUCAGUUGAAGAACUAGAACACAGCAUCAGUGUAAAAAUAGCUAAGGAAGCUGUGAUGAGUAUUAACAGCCCAGGAACUCUUUUUAAACAAUCACAAGGUUUCUUGGAAACUAAGGUGUACAUUGCAGGAUUACCUCGCAAAGUGGGCAACACUCUUGUUAAACAGAUUAACCCUCGUCUAGAUGGAUGCAUUCGUGCUUGGAACCUGAUGAAUCAGGGACAUUCAGGUGUAAAAGAAGUUAUUCAAGAAAAGCAAAGCAAACACUGCUUAGUAUCAGUGGGGAGAGGAUCCUUCUACCCUGGCACAGGAAUGGCAAAGUUUCACCUAAACUAUAAUAAUCCUGACAGUACUGAAGACUGGCUAAUUAAUGUGACUAUGACUAUUCGCCCAUCCACAGAUACUGGUGUUAUGUUUGCUUUGGUUUCUAAUGAAACAGUGCCUCUUGCUUUGUCCAUAGUGGACUCUAACUCCUCUGACUCACAGAAAAUCAUUGUGACUAUUGGAAACAUCACUGUUGCACAUCUGGAAUCAAAGAAGUUAUGUACACCCAAAAGAGUGGUGGUUGGACUUUUAGUAACCAAAGAGCAACUUGAACUGUCUGUUGAUUCACACACAGACAGAAGCACUUCGGAGCAAUUGUCUGUCCUCCAUCAAGCAAUGAUGACAAGUGUUGUUACCUACUUGGGUGGCCUGCCAGAUGUUCCUCUGGGUGCUACGCUAGUAACUGCUUUUUAUAAUGGCUGCAUGGAGGUGAAGGUCAACGACAGACAGCUGGAUCUGGAUGAAGCUGUUUCUAAACACAAUGACAUUAGAUCUCAUUCGUGCCCACUGAUUAUGCAGUAACCGUUCGAUUCUUAAUUUAACCUUUUUCUUUCAGAUACAAUCUGUGUACUUAGUCACACGCCAUAAUGAAGUCUGUAUUAUUUUAUUCAAAAUGUGCCAGGAAAAUAAUCAACAGAGUGGUUUUCUUCCUUUUAUAUAGAACGUGGGAAAAGCUUCCCCUUACUUUUCAUCUAUAAAGAGACAAUCGAGAUCAAAAUUCUAUAAAAUAUUUUUUGUAUUCAUAUCAGUGAUAAAUCUUGCAGUUAGAUUUCUAAUUUAUAUUCCAUGCUUAUACUAUGCCCAUUUAUAUUUAGUUUGGAGAAGUUUUGUUUUGGGAAGUUCUGUUUAGAACCCAUGUUACUUACUUUUCAUAUAUCAGCAUAAAGUUUUAAGUUGCCAAUUUUGGUAAUGUAUUUGAAACAAAACCAUUCUCAUUAAGCUUUUCCAAGCAUAACACAUGAAAUCUCUAUUGGUUUUGUAAUAAGUGCUUUUAGUAAAGGAAAAAAAUAUUCCUGAAUCCAGAGCCCAAGCUCUCUGUGAAUAUGUUUACAAGUUGUAUCAAUAUUGGGAAAGCAACUUCAAAAUGGGAAUGUUUUCAUAUGUAGCUCAGCUUUUGAAAAUGCUCUUGUUAUGCUGCUUCUACCAGCUUUCAUUCUUCUAGCUUAGGAACCCAGCUUCAGAUUUUUAACAGUGUUGUGGAUCAGGUCAAGUAAUUUGCUUUCAGAAGAGGUAAAAAUAUACCCCAGGCACUUUUGGAAAACACAAGAGAUGACAUGAAGGAAGGAACUCUGGUCUUCAUAACAGGAUGUCAAACUAGAAUUUGCUAAGCAAAGCUGAGAAAUUGUGGCAAACAUUUCUUCCAUUUGUGACAAAUCUAGCACUCCUCAAUAAGAGCACUCUCUAAUGGUCCAUCCUAUUCCCUUUAUUUAGGUCUACCUUGCAUUCACAGAGCCCCUACAGAGAUAUAGUUAUGAGCCCUGUUGUAGCUGUGUUUCUGAUGUACUUGAAAGCCUAAAUUUUGCUAGUUACAUCAGAAUGUAAAGCCAUAUUCUGCUCAGCCAACUUUAAUGGAUCAGGUAAUUAGAAAAAUAUUGUUUUCCUCAGGUGUACUCAUUUCAAGCAUUUCUAAUAUUUCUUUAACAUCACUGGAGUGUUCUUUCUAUUUCCAGUCCCCUUUUCACACAACCAGAAGCCUCUCUGUGCAGCUCACCUAGUGGUUCUCUUAACCCCAAACCAAAUCAAUAGCCAGAGAAUUGCUGUAAGCAAGGAAUCUAUGCUCUCAUCCAUCAAUCAGAGAGACAUUUAUUUGCAAGACUUCUUGACCCAAGUUUUGCUUUCUUCACUUGAGACAUUGAAGUGGAAAUAUAUGUACUAAACGAUGGAUUGUGACAAUUCUGAUUUUGAAGAUUGCCUUUCUCCAGAGACAUUCCCAGUGACAUUAGCGAGGUUUCAUUGUUGAGUACUAACUUCAGUAUAUCAGUGUUGCAGAAUCUGAGCCCAUCUUUCAACAUUAUUACUUUGUCUGAGGUUAUUGUGAAUUUCACUUUCCAUUUGUGCGAUGGAUUUGCUCUGACUUUUGCACCAGCCAGCCUCAGUACAGCCUCUCAAUCUGCCCAACGCUUGGUUCAUCCAUAGCUGCUUAUUAGAAGCCAUACUGCAUGGCUGACACCCAGGGCCUGAUUGCCUAGUGCACUUUUCUAGAAUAGCAUGUAAAAAUGCUUUGAUUUUUACAUAUUCCAUGGAGGGGAGCAUCCUUUCCCACUUUAUUCCCAUCCCCCCCAAAACAUUCUUCAUUUAGGUUUAAGUUGAAGAAUAAUGACUAAAACAAGCAGGUUUUCCAUGCAAGACGGAGACAAAUUGGGACUUCUGACAUCAAAUACACAUGUGAUUAUUUCAUUUUAAGUAUCUCAGAGUCACCCACUGAAUUCUGGCAAGCCCUUGAGUCAUCCUCUUUGCCUUUUAAAACAAAUGCAGAAAUUAUUAGAUGAGGAACACUGAAGUAUCAGCAAUAAAAUAAAAACUUAUGUCAGCCUGUGCAAACAGGAGAAAAGGUUUGGUUGGUUUUAGGGUUUUUUUUGUUUGUUUAAAUGCAGUAAAUAGUGUAUAGAUGAAAUUAAAUGAUUUUUGUUUUGUUUGAUUUUCCCUGCACAAACAUCAUUGCUUUUGUGGUUCCAUGGAAUAAUUUUUAGUGUUUGGUAGUUAUAAUGAAACCUUGCAGGUUUUUUUUAUUUUCAUAUGUAAAAGUGCCUCCUAAUUGUAAGAAUUAAAUAAAGCAGCAUUUGCAAGUUUCUAUUCAUUUUAA